This is a messenger RNA of Capra hircus (goat), 4809 nucleotides long. It is a transcript of the gene TAF3, whose product is annotated as TATA-box binding protein associated factor 3. Gene Ontology annotation, molecular function: protein heterodimerization activity. Gene Ontology annotation, cellular component: transcription factor TFIID complex. The record is from RefSeq and is a predicted model, not a curated record. Lineage: Eukaryota; Metazoa; Chordata; Mammalia; Artiodactyla; Bovidae. The transcript has 7 exons. Bases 205 to 3003 code for a protein of 932 amino acids.
GAGGCGGAGCAAGUCCAAAAUGGCGGCUCUCAGGCUGGCGCGCUCCGUGCUGCUGAGGCUUUGAGGUGGUCGCCGGGGGUCGAGGGGGGGAACGAUUUCCCCGCCGCGGAGGCCUUGGAGAAUGAAUCGGGGGCCCUGCUAAGGCUAGUCGGCGGAGGUGGAGAGAAGUGGCGGCACGGACUGCGGUGGAGUCCACGGAGCGGGAUGUGCGAGAGUUACUCCAGGUCGUUGUUGAGGGUCUCGGUGGCGCAGAUCUGCCAGGCGCUGGGCUGGGACUCGGUGCAACUGAGCGCCUGCCACCUUCUCACGGACGUGCUGCAACGCUACCUGCAGCAGCUGGGACGGGGCUGCCACCGGUACUCGGAGCUGUAUGGCCGGACAGACCCAAUUUUGGAUGAUGUUAGUGAAGCUUUCCAACUCAUGGGGGUUAGUCUUCACGAACUGGAAGACUAUAUCCACAAUAUUGAACCCGUCACCUUCCCACAUCAGAUCCCUUCAUUUCCUGUCAGCAAAAACAACGUUCUUCAGUUUCCUCAACCCGGAAGUAAAGAUGCAGAGGAAAGAAAAGAGUACAUCCCUGAUUACAUGCCACCCAUUGUGUCUUCUCAAGAAGAAGAAGAAGAAGAGCAGGUGCCCACAGAUGGAGGCACGUCAGCAGAAGCCAUGCAGGUUCCCCUGGAAGAAGACGACGAGCUGGAGGAGGAGGAGAUUAUUAAUGAUGAGAACUUCUUGGGUAAGAGACCUCUGGACAGUCCGGAAGCUGAAGAAAUGCCCGCGAUGAAGCGGCCACGCCUGCUGAGCGCCAAGGGGGAUGCCCUGGACGUGGUGUUACUGGAGGCUCGAGAGCCGCUCAGCUCGCUGAACCCCCAGAAGAUCCCUCCCAUGCUGUCCCCUGUCCACACCCAGGACAGCACGGACCCAGCUCCUCCAUCACCAGAGCCGCCAAUGUUAGCUCCAGUGGCAAAAUCACAGAUGCCAACCGCAAAACCAUUGGAAGCAAAGUCAUUUACACCCAAAACAAAGACUAAAACCAGUUCUCCAGGACAGAAGACGAAAUCACCCAAAAUGAUUCCGUCACCAGCCAUGGUCGGAAGUCCUAUUCGGUCCCCAAAAACCAUAUCCAAAGAAAAGAAAUCUCCUGGACGUUCCAAGAGCCCCAAGAGCCCCAAAAGCCCCAAGGUCAUGACUCACAUUCCCCAAGUACCUGUCAGAUCUGACACACCCAACAGGACUCCUUCAGCCACAAUAAGUGAGAGAAUCAGUAAAGAGACGGUUCAGGUGAGACAGGUACCGACACUGCCUGAUGCUGGGAGACUGAACAGUGAGAGUCAGCUCAGAAAGGCUGUCGUCACUGACAAGACCAUCGACGACUCCAUUGAUGCAGUGAUCGCACGGGCGUGUGCGGAACGCGAGCCUGAUCCUUUCGAGUUCUCUUCUGGGUCCGAAUCAGAAGGAGACAUUUUUACCAGCCCUAAGAGAAUUUCAGGUUCAGAGUCUGCUACCCCCAAAGCCUCCACCUCCUCCAAUAAUUUCCCCAAGUCCGGGUCCACCCCUCUGCCUCUGUCAGGCGGAACUUCAAGUUCGGACAAUUCGUGGACAAUGGACGCGUCCAUCGACGAGGUGGUUCGGAAGGCCAAGAUGGGGACCCCUCCCAGCAUGCCCCCCAGCUUCCCUUACAUCUCCUCCCCUUCGGUCUCUCCUCCCACCCCCGAGCCCUCGCACAAGGUGCAUGAGGAGAAACCCAAACCGCCGGCCUCCUUGGACGUCAAAAAGAAGUUGAAAAAGGAGCUGAAGACGAAGAUGAAGAAGAAAGAGAAGCAGCGCGAUAAGGAGAGGGACCGGGACAAAAGCAAGGAGAAGAGCAAAGAGAAGGAGAGAGGGAAGGAGAAGGAGAAGGACAGGGAGGCCAGCAAGGAAGCCAAGCAUCCCUGGAAGGACUUCCUCAAGGACGAAGAGGCCGAUCCCUACAAGUUUAAGGUGAAAGAGUUCGAAGGUGCGGAUCCGAAAGCCAGGUUGAAAGAUGGGAUUGUGAGGAAGGAAAAGGAGAAGCACAAAGACAAGAAGAAAGACCGAGAAAAGGGCAAAAAGGACAAAGAGAAGCGGGACAAAGAGAAAGUGAAAGAGAAGGGCCGCGAGGAGAGGCCGAAGGCCGUCCCGGCCCCACUGGUCCUGCCCCCCAAGGACGCGGCGCUGCCCCUGUUCAGCCCCACGGCCGCCAUGCGCAUCACGGCUGUGCUGCCCUCCCUGACGCCCGUGCUGCCCUCCCUGACGCCCGUGCUGCCCGAGAGGCUCUUUGAGGAGAAGGAGAAGCCCAAGGAGAAAGAGAGGAAGAAGGACAAAAAGGAGAAGAAGAAGAAGAGAGAGAAGGAAAAGGAGAGGGAGAGGGAGAGGCGCGAGCGAGAGAAGAGGGAGAAGGAGAAGGAGAGGCGCAAGCAUGAGAAGAUCAAAGUGGAGCCCGUGGUCCCAGCCCCAAGCCCCGUUAUCCCCAGACUGACUCUCAGAGUUGGAGCCGGCCAAGACAAGAUUGUCAUCAGCAAAGUGGUCCCAGCCCCCGAGGCUAAGCCGGCACCUUCUCUGAACAGACCCAAGACGCCGCCACCUGCCCCAACCCCGGCCCCGGCCCCCAUGCACGUCACCCCUGCCCCGGUGCCUUUGCCCCUCCUGAACCCGGCCAGCACGCCCCUCGCCGGGAUGCCCGACCCAGCGCCUGCUGCUUCGGGAGCCGCCAGCUCCAAAGCCCCUGUCCGUAGUGUGGUCACGGAGACAGUCAGCACUUACGUGAUCCGAGACGAGUGGGGAAACCAGAUCUGGAUCUGUCCCGGCUGCAACAAGCCCGACGAUGGGAGCCCCAUGAUCGGCUGCGACGACUGUGACGACUGGUACCACUGGCCCUGCGUGGGGAUCAUGGCCGCGCCCCCGGAAGAGAUGCAGUGGUUCUGCCCCAAGUGCUCCAACAGGAAGAAGGAUAAAAAGCACAAGAAGCGGAAGCACCGGGCGCACUGAUGCCUGGAGCAGGGGCGCCCCCGCCCACGCCCGCCGCGUGGCCCCGGACCCUGCGCCCGGCCAGACUGAGGACAGGACACGUGCCCCCACCCCCGGGGGCUCUGCGAGGGCCCCCGGCCGAGGGCCACGUGGUCGCCCCCGGAGAAAGACUCUCAUGCACGGGGCGGGGGGGAGGCCUCGCCUCCGUUUCCUAUUACCAGUGACAAGUAUUAUUAAUAAAAAGACUAUAAUCUUUCCUUUCGAUUUUCCUCAAUUCUCUCCAGGGCCUUUUCCGUAAGGUGUUAGCUGAGAAGAUGGCGUGUGGCCCGCCCUGACCGUGCCCGAGGGUGACGUGGGUCGGCUGUAUGUGUCUCCAGCCUCCUCCCCUCUGUAGUCAGAUAAUCGUAAUCACAUGAAAGAAAACUCCAGGGGGAGUGUCAGUAAAUAUUUUUGUGAUGAAAAAUAUAUGAAGCUUCCCCCACCCCACCCCUUGUUUUUAGUACUAACAUGUAAAAUGUUCAGGCUUUUUGUGAAAUACCUUAUAUUUUUUAAGAAAAAGGUUUCUAUCAUGUCCUGUUGGCUCUUCUACAAUUUGAUUUUGUUGACUCUCUCACCUGUCCUCUCUGUCGUCCCCCAGCUUUGCCCUUUCCUCCAAACUGCUGGUGGUCUUCUCAUGGCUUACCCAUCUCAUCAGCUUGUAUGGAAACUCUGCACACCAGGAGAUCUCCCCUAAUGUAAAUAAUAAAUAUUUAUGAAGUAGUUAUUUUUUAAAAAAUUUUUAUCGUGUUUAAUUCUGGCUUUCUGUGAAACGCGCUGUGGUUUCAGCCACGUCUGUAAUUACUGCUGUACAUAAGCAAAGAAGGCUGGAAAAAAAAGAGCCAUACGUAAGUUCAAAGUUACCUACCUUGAGCUGAACCCUCGCAGAACACUGGGGGGAGGACCUGAGCAGUUGGAAGGAAAACAAGGCAGUUUAAGUCUAUGGCUUGUGAUUUGAAAUUGUUUUGUUAUCUCUUCUAUUUCUGUAAAUUUCUUUGACUUCUUUUUGUUUCAAAGGACAUGUAGAUUCCCCGAAAGUAAAAAAAAAAAAAAAAAAAAAUACUGUAGCAUUUUGUGUUUAUAUUGUUUUAUUUCUGCUAAUCUGUUCAUUGAUAUUGUGGUUUAAGGCUGAAAUGAAGUAUAUUAUGCAAUUUUUUUUAAAGAAAACUCAUCAAAUUUCAGGGUAUCACAAAACUUUAUUAUAUUACUAUACUGCCCACUAUUUAUUAUAUGUUAAUAGAUGUCUGAGAGAGAAACCAAAUAUUUUAUUUUUAAUGUAAAACAUCAAAUUUAAUUUUAUUAGCAUAUUUUAGCAACUUUGGAAUAAAUAUGGACUUUUACUUGAUUUUGAAAUAAUCCCAACUUGGGCCAGUGUAAUGGAUAUCUUGAAUGCUAGAAUAUGGGCUUUGAACCUAAUACAAGUAUAUUAAUAGAAAUUGUGAUUUUUUUAAGUGCCAAGUAAAUUGAUAUUAGUGUAUGAAUUAAUCAUAUUUUAAAACAUACUAUGUGGUUAGAGAAAUGAGGUUUUCUGCCGUGAAUGUUAAAUUGCAGAUCAGUGUCACCCUCUCAAGUACAGUAUUUCAUUGCCCUCCUUGUUCUAGAAGCCAACAUUUUUCUAUGCCUACAAAGAAAGCAUCUAUGUUGAGAUACGUGGUUUUGUUCUAUUAAUUUGAGAUCAUCCUAAAUACUUUAUACAAUAUUUUCACAUGCACAGAAUCUACCCCAUUAGUGCUUUUUGGAGAGGAAUGAGGGUGGGGAAGUGCAAAAUAAAGGAUUAUUGGCUAUUUCAUA